AUGUCCGUGAAUAUAAGCCUUACCAAUCAACAGCAGCAAGCAGUGGAAAAGAAGAUUAUAGUCAAAAGUAUUGCUUCACUUUCUGAUGUUGAAAAGCCGUAUCUUUACAGCGGUUACUACAAAGAACUUGAGCCGACUGUAACCCUGCUGAAGCUUAACGAUGAAUAG
Phycomyces blakesleeanus NRRL 1555(-) is the source of this 168-nucleotide messenger RNA. RefSeq lists its product as hypothetical. The record is from RefSeq and is a predicted model, not a curated record. The transcript is spliced from 2 exons. NCBI's taxonomy places the organism in Eukaryota, Fungi, Mucoromycota, Mucoromycetes, Mucorales, Phycomycetaceae. Bases 1 to 168 code for a protein of 55 amino acids.